AUGUCAGUGGACAAUGACACCAACCUUGCUCCCUCAAGCUACAUCCUGAUCGGCAUCCCGGGGCUGGAGGGGUCUCACAUCUGGAUCUCCAUCCCCUUCUGUCUGAUGUACCUUGUGGCGCUGUUUGGGAACUCGAUCCUGCUGUUCACCAUCAUUACCGAGCGCAGCCUCCAUGAGCCCAUGUACCUGUUCCUGUCCAUGCUGGCGGUCACUGAUCUGCUGUUGUCCACCACCACCGUGCCCAAGAUACUGGCCAUCUUCUGGGUGAAGGCAGGGGAGAUUUCAUUUGAUGGGUGCCUCACCCAGAUGUUCUUCAUCCACGUCAUCUUUAUCACAGAGUCGGCCAUCCUGCUGGCCAUGGCGUACGACCGGUACAUCGCCAUCUGCGAUCCUCUGCGGUACACAACGGUGCUAACCAAGUCCAUGAUUGGGAAAAUUGGGCUGGCGGCUGCAACCAGAAGCUUCUGUAUCAUCUUCCCCGUCAUCUUCCUGGUGAAGCGGCUCAAGUUCUGCAAAGCCAACAUCCUUCCUCACACCUACUGCGAGCACAUGGGCAUAGCCAAGCUGGCCUGCUCUGACAUCACGGUCAACAUCUGGUACGGGUUUGCAGUGGCCGUUCUAGCAAUAGGCUUGGAUGCUGUGCUCAUUGUUGCCUCCUACGGUCUCAUCCUUCGGGCCGUCUUCCAUCUCCCAUCCAAAGCCGCCCGGCUCAAGGCUCUGAGCACCUGCGGCUCCCACAUCUGCAUCAUAUUGCUGUUCUACACGCCAGCCUUUUUCUCUUUUUUCGCCCACCGUUUUGGGCACAACGUCCCCGGUUACGUUCAUAUCCUCCUGGCCAACCUCUACGUGAUCGUUCCCCCCAUGUUAAAUCCCAUCAUUUACGGGGUAAAAACAAAACAGAUCCUGAAGAGGGUGAUUCAGGUGUUUUAUCGAUGCUGCAGCAGGUCUGUGAUCUAG
This is a messenger RNA of Alligator mississippiensis (American alligator), 957 nucleotides long. RefSeq names its product olfactory receptor 52B2. Lineage: Eukaryota; Metazoa; Chordata; Crocodylia; Alligatoridae. Bases 1 to 957 code for a protein of 318 amino acids. Gene Ontology annotation, cellular component: membrane. Gene Ontology annotation, molecular function: G protein-coupled receptor activity; olfactory receptor activity. The record is from RefSeq and is a predicted model, not a curated record. Gene Ontology annotation, biological process: G protein-coupled receptor signaling pathway. The transcript has a single exon.